Messenger RNA from Drosophila erecta, 1072 nucleotides. RefSeq lists its product as uncharacterized. Lineage: Eukaryota; Metazoa; Arthropoda; Insecta; Diptera; Drosophilidae. Gene Ontology annotation, molecular function: peptidase inhibitor activity. The record is from RefSeq and is a predicted model, not a curated record. The coding region runs from base 619 to 960 and encodes 113 amino acids. The transcript has 4 exons. Gene Ontology annotation, cellular component: extracellular region.
GUCUCGUAUAAACGCAGUUUGUGUCUGGAUGACUCAACCAAGAAGAAGAAAUGACAAAUUCGUUACGACGUUCUGACACAUUUUCCUCUUUUUUUUGUUCAAGUGCAUGAACGGAAAUAGUAAUUGAAAUAUGUCGAUGUAGUUGAGAUAGAGACUCAAGACCUACGGUUGUUUUAUGCGCCAUAUCGUUUUGGCAACUAAAAAAAUUUUUUUUUUUUAGUGAGACUAAGGGUUUCGUUCCCUUUAAAUCUAGUUCUAAGAAGAGUUCGAGUUCUUGAAACAUUUAUAAAAACACUUUAAAUUCAACUGAACAUAUUUUUGAGGUAGCGUCUUCAGAUAUCGCUUAUUCCCAUCCUGUUCGUAUGCAAAUUCAAAGUCAAAUUGAUAAGUGCUUUGUUGUUGUAUUUGUCCGUGUUUUUUCUCUCCUUUGUUUUUCGUACCUCUCGUCAAGGCGAGUUGGGGCGGUAAAAUAUAUAAAAAUAAAGUGAAAAAUGAAAAAUACAAAGGCAAAUAAGCAGAAAACUCGUUCGACUCGAAACCGCCGAUAGGGGCAUAUAAAGCCCGUUGAACGCCAGUCGAUGUUAACUCUAGUAACGUAGCGGACGUUCAACUAUCAUCAUGGUUAAGCUCGGCUUUCUUUCACUGCUAAUUGCUGCCUGUGUGGUUGCUGCCUUUGCUGCGGGUGAUUGUCCUUCAUCCUCCAAGGUUCAAAACUGUACCCCAAAGUGCUUGCACGACAGCGAGUGCAGUGCCAUUGGCGGAAAAUGCUGUCCGAAUUUGUGCAAUGGCCGCAGCUGUGCUCAACCCAAUGUGCUGGGAAAUUCCGGUGCCGAUAAGUCGCCUUUCGGCAGCAAGAACUCUGGAGCUACUGGCAGCUAUUGCGGCAAUGUCAAGUGCGGCAGCUUUGAGAAAUGCGAAAUGGAUCGCAGCACCAAGCGACCCAAGUGCGUGAGAUCCUGAAAAGCCAAGCACAACAUCAAGGGACACGGCAGCAACAUCACGUUAUAAACUGAUUACAUUGUCACUAAAUGGAUACUUUUUAGCUGGUAAACUUUCAUCAUAGUUCUUCUUA